AUGGUAGAAAAUACCGCCGCUUGGCUCACAGCAGCCUACGCUCGUCCAUUUGAAAUCAAGACAGCCCCUGUUGGGGUUCCAGAGGCAAAUCAGAUCUUAAUCAGAAAUCGAGCCAUCGCCGUCAAUCCUAUCGAUGGGAAGCUUCAAUCAAAGGCUUUUUACCCUCUAAAGUACCCUACCGUCUUAGGAGAGGAUGUUGCUGGAGAAGUCGUCUCCGUAGGGCCGCAAGUAACUCGGUUCAAGCCAGGCGACCGUGUGCUGGGCAACACUGCAGGAUUUGAUUCGAAACUCGACACGGAGAAGGCAUUCCAAGCCUACACUAUCUUGCGGACCGACAUGACGAGCGAGAUUCCCGACGCAGUCAGCUAUGAUCGCGCCGUUGUGCUUCCAUUGGCUGUUGCUACAGCCUCUUCUGGGCUCUUCCACCCGGAUUUCUUGGGCUUGCAGCUGCCCUCGCUUGCGAAACGGGACAACACUGGACAGGUCGUCUUGAUAUGGGGCGGCGCCUCCAGUGUCGGGAGCAGUGCAAUCCAAUUGGCUAAGGCCGCCGGAUACGAAGUCAUCACCACUGCGUCUCGUCAUAAUUUCGACAUUGUCACCAAGCUCGGCACCGGCGCAAUCAACGUUUUUGACUACAACGACGGCUCUGUGGUUGCGGAUAUCGUCGCCGCCCUGAAAGGCAAGACCUUUGUUGGUGUUUUCGAUGCCGUGGGUGGGGCUGCUUGGAAACCCUGCGUCGAUAUUGUAGCUCAACUGGCUGAUUCAUCCGUGGUCAACAAGUUCGUGGCCACGGUCACACCUGGAUUCCCCGAGCCCCCAGCUGGUGUGAACAUGAAGCAGGUGUAUGCUCUGUCUAUCCUCAAAAACCACGUGAGCAGGGCAAUUUUCGAAGAUUUCUUACCUAAGGCGCUCGAGAAUGGGACGUUUGUUCCUGCUCCAACGCCCUUGGUCGCUGGGAAAGGACUGGAAAGCCUGCAGAACGCAGUUGAUAUACUCAAUGCAGGGGUUAGCGCGAAGAAAGUGGUGGUGUUACUGGAUUGA
This is a messenger RNA of Exophiala mesophila, 1041 nucleotides long. RefSeq lists its product as uncharacterized. NCBI's taxonomy places the organism in Eukaryota, Fungi, Ascomycota, Eurotiomycetes, Chaetothyriales, Herpotrichiellaceae. The transcript has a single exon. Gene Ontology annotation, molecular function: oxidoreductase activity, acting on NAD(P)H. The coding region runs from base 1 to 1041 and encodes 346 amino acids. The record is from RefSeq and is a predicted model, not a curated record.